UGCCUCAACUUGUUGUCUGCAAUGGUGACACAAGGACCAGACUGUGCCAGGGAUGUGUUCAGCCAUAUUGAUUUCAACAACAAGUACCUACCAGGAUUGCUAAAGAAAAGGGACAAACAGGGAAGACCGGACGUCAGGAUGGCAUAUAUACAGUUUGCUCUCUCCUUCCUAAUUUCUGGAGAUAAUACUACCAUUGUUCAAAUUCUGGAGCUCAAAGGUUUUUUUUACUGAGAUUUUCUUCACUGGGAUAAAGGAAGAUAGAAUAUCUACCAUAAACCUCCUGUUAUCCUUGCUGCAAACCAAG
This is a messenger RNA of Staurois parvus, 304 nucleotides long. The record is from the annotation of a GenBank genome assembly. Lineage: Eukaryota; Metazoa; Chordata; Amphibia; Anura; Ranidae.